Messenger RNA from Castor canadensis (American beaver), 1385 nucleotides. The record is from RefSeq and is a predicted model, not a curated record. Lineage: Eukaryota; Metazoa; Chordata; Mammalia; Rodentia; Castoridae.
AUUUGCUUGGACGUAUAGAAGAAAUCCUUCCUUGCCUCCCCAAAGAUGUUAGUGUUUGGGGCAUGAAUGAUUCUGUUCCACAAGGUGUGGUGUCACUCAAACAAAAACUGAGUACAUCCUCUGACGAGCCCCUGCCAUGUAGCCAUCAUGUUGUGUCAAACCUCAAGUCUACUUCUCUUUAUAUUUUUACCUCUGGAACAACAGGUCUUCCAAAAGCAGCUAUGGUUAGUCACUCUCAGGCUUUAAGGGGCUCUGCUGGAUUUUGGGCUUUCGGUUGUAGAGAGGAUGACGUCAUUUAUAUAACCCUUCCGCUGUAUCAUAGCGCAGCGUCUCUCCUGGGAGUUGGUGGAUGCAUUGAGUUGGGUGCCACUUGUGUGUUAAAGAAGAAAUUCUCAGCAAGCCAGUUUUGGAAUGACUGCAAGAAGUAUAAUGUGACCGUGUUUCAGUAUAUUGGAGAACUUUGUCGCUACCUUUGCAAACAGCCUAAGAGAGAAGAAGAAAGGGAUCAUCAGGUACGUUUGGCAAUUGGAAAUGGCAUACGGAGUGAUGUAUGGAGACAAUUUUUAGACAGAUUUGGAAAUAUUAAGAUGUGUGAACUUUAUGGAGCUACUGAAGGAAGCAUCAGUUUCAUGAACCACACUGGGAAAAUUGGAUCCGUGGGGAGAACAAAUUUUUUUUACAAACUUUUUUUCCCUUUUGAAUUGAUAAAGUAUGAUUUUCAGAAAGAUGAACCCAUGAGAAAUGAACAGGACUGGUGUAUCCGUGUGAAAAAAGGGCACCCUGGACUUCUCAUUUCUCCUGUGAGCACAAAGAAUCCCUUCCUUGGUUAUGCUGGGUCUUACAGGCACACAAAAAGCAAAUUGCUUUUUGAUGUUUUUAAAAAGGGAGAUGUUUACUUUAACACAGGAGACUUAAUGGUCCAAGAUCAGGAGGAUUUCCUUUACUUUUGGGACCGUAUUGGAGACACUUUCAGAUGGAAAGGAGAAAAUGUUGCAACCACUGAGGUUGCUGAUGUUAUUGGGAUGUUGGAUUUCAUACAGGAGACCAAUGUGUAUGGUGUGCCUGUAUCAGGUUAUGAAGGAAAAGCAGGAAUGGCUUCUAUUAUUUUAAAACCAAAUAAGUCUUUAGAUUUAGAAAAAAUGUAUGAACAAGUUAUAACAUCUCUACCAGCUUAUGCCUGUCCACAAUUUCUAAGAAUUCAGGAAAAAAUGGAAACAACAGGGACAUUCAAACUACAGAAGUUUCACUUGGUGGAAGAAGGAUUUAAUCCACUGAAAAUUUCUGAUCCGCUUUACUUUCUGGAUAACUUUAAAAAAGCUUAUGUUCCAUUGACCAAAGAGCUUUAUGAUCAUAUAAUAUCAGAGAAGUUGAAAUUUUAAUAUUUU